Eimeria necatrix is the source of this 499-nucleotide messenger RNA. RefSeq lists its product as hypothetical. The annotation marks the transcript as partial. The record is from RefSeq and is a predicted model, not a curated record. The transcript has a single exon. NCBI's taxonomy places the organism in Eukaryota, Apicomplexa, Conoidasida, Eucoccidiorida, Eimeriidae.
AUGUCAGUCAACAAAAUGCCGAGUGGGACGCCAGCCCAUCAUCGCCACGCGACUCCGAAGCCCACCGUGGCAGAGCGGCCGCAUGGGCAUAAGGAGGCGCCCCCACAGGUGAUACCUAUGACCAAUGUUUUGCCAGGGGACAGUCCCUUCGCCACGUGGGACCAAUUCGAGUCCACUAUGAGUGUGAUAAGAACUGUUAAGCGGGGGACCGUGGAAUCCGGCGCAACGACUCCCAUACUACCAGAAGACGGCAGCAUUAUGCAGGCCUUUCUGCUGCGCAUCGAGCGCCGGUACACCCAGAUGGGAGUGGAACCGCGCGAGUGGGGAAAUGCACUUAUAGAAAACCUUGUGGGCCCGGCUCUAACGUAUUGGAUGUAUCUACGGAGAACUAUCGACCUAAGUGACUGGGCGACAGCACAGCGCAGGCUUUUGGAGCGGUUUGACAGAACAAUGUCGCAGAGUCAAUUGUUAACGGAGUUGGCUAAAGUACGGUGGAAUG